UGUAUGGGAGUAAACAGAAAAUUAUUUUUUUAUACGAAUUUGUAUGCAGCGCAGUUAGAAUUUAACGUCGCCCAAAACCGAUUCGGAAGCAUGAGAAGGUCGAUUCGCUGGGGUUCUACCUGACUAGAUUUAAAGUUGACCGGUGAACUGUUUUUAACGCGCAGUCGUCGAGUUCGAUGAAAAUGUUCGGGGAGGAUGGGAGCAAGUUUGUUGUAUUUGCGCUGGUUCUGACGCUUUUCUGCGACAGGACGUCUUCAGAAUGCGCGCAGCUAACACCUUGCAGUUGUAUAUUCCCUAACGGCCAAGGAUACAAUCUGACACAGCUCGGUGGCUCAAGGAAUUUUACAGCGAGUGCCAAUGGUCAAACUUUCUAUUUUCAUCCAUGCUCGAAUAUACAGAUGAUAAACGGUAGCGAAUGUUAUAAUGGAACGGGAGUCUCUUUAUGUCUAGUCAAUAAAAAUAAAACUAUUAGUCUUGGAACUGUAGAGGAAACCACUAUAAACAUAGAAUCUGAAAGUUCCACGAAACCUGCUUUAACACUUCGUCACGGAAGUUAUACAACAGUAAUACGAUUGCUGUGUUGUAACAGUUGUAAUACACAUUUGGUGUCUGAUUCUAUUGACAGCGAUAAGGAUUACCAUUUGCUACUGAUGUCUCCUUACGCUUGCCAAAGUCAAUUACGCACAAAGGGCCUUUCGACUGGCUCAUUACUGGUCAUCUAUUUGUUUGUGUUUACUGCUCUAUAUUUUGUCGGCGGAGCGAUAGCAUUGAAAUGGUUGAGAGGAGCGACUGGUCGGGAAAUGAUAGCGAAUUACAGCUUUUGGCGGGAGCUUCCUUCACUUGUCAGAGAUGGCAUUGCCUUUACCUUCAGUUGCGGCCGAGGCGAUAGCUACGAAAGAAUAUAGAAGCUCAACUUAUUUAGAUACAGUGUUCCAUUUUAUGAUAGAUUUUAUACUAUAUAAAUAACGAACGAUGUUUAUGUUUCAUGUGUUGCAUAUGUUAGAGUUUACAGACGAUUAUAUUGUUUAACGUUCUGCACAGUAAUUCUGCUCUUACCAAGAGACGAAAGUAUUUUCUACGACAUAUACUUCUCUUGUACUUUUGUAAAAAUAACAUGUGAUAUUUAUUAAUUAAUUCUCGUAUGUAUAUAGAUACACGUAUAAAAACAGGAAAAUUACAUUGAAUCGAUCGUGCGAGGACUCGAAACGCCUCUGAUCGGAGAGUAUCAGCAA
Molecule: messenger RNA, 1232 nt
Organism: Dufourea novaeangliae
Lineage: Eukaryota; Metazoa; Arthropoda; Insecta; Hymenoptera; Halictidae
Exons: 5
Coding region: 177-905 (242 amino acids)
Cellular component (GO): trans-Golgi network
Source: RefSeq, a predicted model, not a curated record